AUGUGUCACAUAGUGUUCGGCCAUUUCCCUGACUGCCCUUUAGCAAAUGCUCCUGAUUUAGUGAGCGAACGCUUGAAGAAGAUGGGAAAAAAGGACGCACAAGUUACCGGCUGGAAAGUAUUCAAGGGAGAAUAUUGGGAGCAAAAGAAGCAGGAGAUGCAUGGAAAUAUGGGAGCAAUCACAGAUGCAGCUUCAGCAAUUUGGAGGGAGAUGAGUGAUGCUAACAGGGAGCCGUACAGGAAGAAGGAGGAACAGCUGAUAGAGGAGAAGAAGAAGAAGGAGAAAUAUGUGUCCCCAUUUUCUACUCGGUGCUCCCCCACAAAAUUCAAGGAAGUGGCAAAAGAUUUAUGUCUGGAGUUGAUUCAUGCAUAUGACCCCCCAAGUAAACAAAUUACCAUAAGGGGGAAGACAAAGAAGGUCACGUGUACAGAUGUUAGGAGGGUUCUUGGGUUACCAGAUAAGGGCUCCAAAGUGAAGUUGGAUGGCUUCAAGGAUGAAGUAAAUGAGCUGAAGAAGGACUAUACUCCACUGACAUAUUCUCAAAUUGCGGAGAAGAUAAAGAGUGAUGAAGAAGAUGGAAACUUUGAAUUCUAUUUUGUUCUUUUCACAGUGGGCACUCUUCUUUGUCCCACGGGAAGUGCAAGUGUGAGUGACAAGGUGCUAAAAGUAAUGGCCUGCACAGAAAAUAACUGGAAAAAAUUUGACUGGGCUUCCUUUGUGCUUGACGAGCUCAGUGAGGAAAUUAAACGGUACAAUAGGAGCAGUAAGGAAGGACAGACCGAGAGUGCCAGAGUCGUCGGAGGGUGCAUCUACUUUUUAUUGUUGCACUUCCUGCAAAGGUUCCCUCUACAGGGAGGUGAACCAAAAGACAAAGACGCCGUCACACAUUGGGAUGAUAAGGCUGUGAAGAGGAGAAUUGAUGCGGAAAAGGAGAGUCGACAUGGCAUUUUCUACAGUCCACCCGCUGCUGAAGUGAAUGAGUCAACACAACCGGGGAGCAGUACAAGUUUCCAUCAUCCGGACAUUAAGGAGUUUUGGCUCAAUUUCAACACCACAUUGAACAAUGAGAUGACCAAGAUUCAAAACUUAGUUUGUGAUGAAUUAGUUAAGCUGGAAAAUAAACUUCUUAACCGGGGAGGCAAUGAAGAAGAAGGAAAAGAACACCACACUGAGGAGGAUGAAAAUGAGCGGCCACAACAUGAUGAAGUUAUGACUGUAGAGAGCGGAGAAACACAUGAAAGUGGUGACAAAUUGCAUGAUGAUGAACAGCAAGAAGAAGAAGAAGAAGAAGAAGAGGAAGAUGAAGACGAGAACGACAAUGUGAGAGAAGAUGAAGCUGCAGAUAAGGAUACUGAAGAUGAACAGGCAGCUCAAACGGAAGAAGGGAAAAUGGUGGGCAAAGCAGUGCAGCUACCCACAAGGAGGUCAAGUAGACGUAAAGUCCCAGCAGUUAAAUCUCCUUACAUGUCUACUUAUGGCAGAAAGGUGAAAAUGAGUGAGAGGGAUGCAUUUUAUACUGUGUGUACUGAGUGGUGUCAACCAGAUGAGGCUCAAGAGGUCAUGGUAGAUAUGUUUGGGCAUUUGGCAACACGAUCAGACCUACAAGCACUGGGUCCCAGAAGGUGGAUAAGCAACAGGAUCAUGACUCUGAUUGCCCACACCUUGAACGCUGACCAACAUGAGAGUGCCUCUGCGGUUAAAAGACACAUAUUUGAUGCAGAUUUCACGGCAAGGAUGGUGCAGCAACACACAGCAUGGCAAGUGGACAAACACCUGAAAGAACUACUUCCCCAACACGUGGGAUACAAUUUGGCUGAAUGUGAAUACAUAUUUGCACCUGUUGUGUUUGCACUGCAUUGGUUUUGCUUUGUGUUUGAACCGAGCACACUAAAGUUUUAUGUGCUGGACUCUCUGCGUGGUGGUGAGGAUACAAUGAAGCACCAAAAGAAGAAGAAUAAGUCUGAUCCAGCAUUAAAGGGGCAGCAAAUGAUGGCGCAAACUUUUAGGGCACACUUCAUUGAAAUCCUAAGGACAGUGAAGCCUGAGCUGGAGGGGUUGGCCAACCCAGAUUCAAACAAUGACAUCUUGUAUCCCACGGUUCAUGUUCAAGACAAUACUGAUGAUUGUGGGGUUCAUGUCAUCACAUAUCUAAGAGAGUGGCCCAACCCACAAGAGAAGGAUGGAGUUCUAUUCACCAUGCCUUAUUAUACAGCAGAUCAAUACACAUCUAUACGGUGUGAGCUAUUGUGGUGGCUCGUGACGCAUCAAAGAAACAUCAAGUCAGAUGCUGUUACCAAACACCUUGACCACAUUAACAGACAACGCAAGAGAAAGCGAUGA
Molecule: messenger RNA, 2340 nt
Organism: Neltuma alba
Lineage: Eukaryota; Viridiplantae; Streptophyta; Magnoliopsida; Fabales; Fabaceae
Exons: 11
Coding region: 1-2340 (779 amino acids)
Biological process (GO): proteolysis
Molecular function (GO): cysteine-type peptidase activity
Source: RefSeq, a predicted model, not a curated record